Messenger RNA from Quercus robur (English oak), 3195 nucleotides. RefSeq names its product protein SMAX1-LIKE 3-like. NCBI's taxonomy places the organism in Eukaryota, Viridiplantae, Streptophyta, Magnoliopsida, Fagales, Fagaceae. The transcript is spliced from 3 exons. The record is from RefSeq and is a predicted model, not a curated record. Bases 308 to 2899 code for a protein of 863 amino acids.
GUCAUGAGAGAGAGAGAAAGCGGCAAAGUUGCAUCACAUGCAAUCCACUUUCACAUACAAAGCCAAAAUUUCCCUCACUAACAAGAAAGGCACAAACCCACAUCCCUUAUAAUCUAACACGCACCCUCUUCACUCUCAACCAAAACAAACUCCAGUAAACUACUUUCUCAUAUUGUUAUCCUGACUUAAGCAAAAUUGUCCCAAAACAUAUUUUAACCCAUCAAGCCCAUCCAGUUAGAGCCUUAACUGUCCUUUCUUUAUUUAUAUAUAGGUUUGUGGGAGUGAAUACUCAAUACUGAUUAACAAGAUGAGACAAGGAUUUUGUAGUUUACAGCAGGGUCUAACUGCUGAGGCAACAAACAUAGUGAAACAAGCAGUCACCCUUGCUAAACGCCGGGGUCAUGCACAAGUGACUCCUCUCCAUGUUGCAAGUGCUAUGCUUGCAUCUUCUACUGGUCUUCUUAGGAGGGCUUGCCUUCAAUCCCAUUCUCAUCCCCUCCAAUGCAAGGCCUUAGAGCUUUGCUUCAAUGUUGCUCUCAACCGCCUCCCUGCCUCUUCGCCAAGCCCAUUAUUAGGCCCUCACUAUCUCAAUCCUUCCCUCUCCAAUGCCUUGGUUGCAGCCUUCAAGCGUGCACAGGCACAUCAACGCCGUGGCUCUAUUGAAAACCAGCAACAACCCAUAUUAGCCCUCAAAAUAGAGUUAGAACAGCUCAUUAUCUCUAUUUUAGAUGACCCAAGUGUUAGUAGAGUCAUGAGAGAGGCUGGUUUUUCGAGCACCCAAGUGAAAAAUAGGGUAGAGCAAGCUGUUUCUUUAGAGAUUUGUUCUCAAAAUCAAAGUCCUACUAUGAGUAGCCAUUCCAAAGAAAACACCAAGCCUCUAGUUCUUGGUAGUAAUCUGCCUCUUGCUCCACCUUCUAGUCAGUUCAACGUGUCACUAGCUAAGCCCUUUGAACAAGCUAGGAGUGAAGAUGUAAUGAGUGUGUUGAAUGAAUUGUCAAACAAAAGAAAAAGAAACAUUGUUGUUGUAGGAGAGUGUCUAGCUAGUGCUGAGAGUGUGGUUAGGGGAGUGAUGGAUAAAUUUGAAAGAGGCAAUGUUCCAGGAGAGUUGAGGUAUGCCCAAUUCAUUAGUCUUCCUCAAUUUUCUCUGAGGAACCCAUCCAAAGAAGAUGUUGAACAGAAGCUAAUGGAGCUUGGGUGCCUUGUGAAAAGCUAUAUUGGCAGAGAGGUUGUCCUGUAUUUGGGAGAUCUCAAAUGGAUUGCUGAGCUGUGGUCAGCUUAUGGUGAAGAAAGGAGAAACUACUACUGUCCUGUGGAGCAAAUAAUCAUGGAGCUUAAAAGAUUGGUGUGUGGAAUUGGGGAAACCGGAAGAUUGUGGCUUUUGGGGAUUGCAACUUUUCAGAGUUACAUGAGAUGUAAAACAGGUCGCCCUUCUCUGGAGUCUAUCUGGGAGCUUCACCCUCUUACUAUCCCACUUGGUAGCUUGAGCCUAACUCUUAACCUUGAAAGUGAUUUUCAAGCUCAGGUGAGAAGCAAGGUAUCCAAUAAUGGGGCUGGCUGGCAAAUGCUAGAGACAGGAUAUGAUAAGCACCUAACUUGCUGCACGGAUUGUGUGAUCAAUUUCAACAGAGAAGCUCAAAGCAUUGGUAGCAGCUUUCGUAAUAAGGAGACUACCACAACUAUUUCCACCAGCUCAAACUUGCCUUCAUGGCUCCGACAGGAGAAAGAAGACCGCAGAAAAGACUCCGGCAGUGAUCAGGAAUGUGUCACUGUCAGGGAUCUGUGCAAGAAAUGGAAUUCAUUCUGCAGUUCAGGCCAUAAGCAACCCCAUUUUGCUGAGAAAAGUAUCUUUUUGACUUCAUCAUCUCCUUCCUCAGCAUCAAUCUCUUUGCAUGACCGCAAACCUAACUUGCAUCAGACCUACCUAAAUUGGCCACACACCUUUGAAUCCAAGCUGGUGCAGAAAGAAAAGCCGUUCUGGGUAUCUGAAAUUAGUGAUGAAAACAAUGAGAGCGAUAUAAGAAUGUUCAUGCCUGAGAGAAAUGCCCCUAAGCCAGACCUUCUGUCAAAUCCAAAUUCUAGCCCUAACUCAGCAUCUUCAAGUGAAGUAAUGGAAGACAUGGUUGGCCUUCAUAUGUUCAGAGAGCUCAAUGCUGAGAACAUGAAGAUACUGUGCGAUGCAUUAGAGAAAAAGGCUUCUUGGCAGAAAGACAUAAUUCCUGAGAUUGCGACAACUAUUCUUCAGUGCAGGUCUGGAAUGAACAAAAGGAAAGGCAAUGCGAAAGAUAGAGAGAACAAAGAAGAGACUUGGCUGUUCUUCUUAGGUGCUGAUAAUGAUGGCAAAGAAAAGAUUUCAAGGGAGCUAGCUAAACUCGUUUUUGGCUCUCCUAGCAACUUUGUUUCCAUUCCUUUGAGUAGCUUCUCUUCAACUAGAGCUGAUUCAAGUGAAGAAUCCAAACAUAAAAGGACAAGAGAUGAACUUGGUUGCAGCUAUCUUGAAAGACUUGGUGAAGCCGUGAAUGAGAAUCCGCACCGAGUGUUCUUCAUGGAAGAUGUGGAUCAAAUCGAUUACUGUUCUCGAAAGGGUAUUCAGCAAGCAAUUGAAAGUGGAAGAAUAACUGUUCCAGGUGGUGAAACUGUUUCUCUUAUGGAUGCCAUUAUCAUUUUCAGUUGUGAAAGUUUCAGUUCAGUGUCUGGAGCUUGUUCUCCACGAAGAAGACAAAAACUUGCUGAGAAUGAAGAAAAAAACAAUGAGGAUGACUCAGAGGAGAAAAGCUCAGGUGUCUCACUUGAUUUGAAUAUUGCCAUUGAAGACGACAAUGGAGAUGAACACUCAGUUGGUAACAGUGGUAUUUUGGAAUCUGUGGAUAAGAAAGUUGUUUUCAAAAUUCAAGAAUUGUAGUUUGUCAUAGGAGGGAACACUUGAUCUUCUGUUUUGGCUGAUACUUUUUGUUUUUGUUUUUACUUAUGUUUUUUUUCUUUGUCACUUUUUAAUAUAGAUUUGGGGGAGGGAUAGAAGAACAAAAUGGAAAAAAAAAAUACAGAUUUUAAAGGAUAUUCCGGUGUUAGGGGGGUAGGAUUUAGCCAUGUAGUUCGAUGUGUAUAUUAUUGUAUCUUUCAUCUUCAUGUUGCGUGUAACAGGUUGCUUCAUUCUCAAAUGUACUUUAUAUUUGGGAUUUAUGACUCUAAUUACAUCCA